This is a messenger RNA of Armigeres subalbatus, 1782 nucleotides long. RefSeq lists its product as uncharacterized. Lineage: Eukaryota; Metazoa; Arthropoda; Insecta; Diptera; Culicidae. The record is from RefSeq and is a predicted model, not a curated record. Gene Ontology annotation, molecular function: zinc ion binding; nucleic acid binding. The transcript has 3 exons. Bases 1 to 1782 code for a protein of 593 amino acids.
AUGGUUUCAAUCCCCCUCAUGUCGAUCGAACCGAAAACGGUGAAGUACCGCGAAGUACCGUACCGAAGUACCGAAGCAAGGAAGGAAGGACACUCAUGCUGCCGUGCAGGAACUAAGAACACGGCCAGUGGACAAACGCGAAAUCUUCUCUCGCGUACGGUUGAAUCGUCGCAGUCCCCUCGUCAAUCAGAUAGUGUGCAGUCAAACCAAGUGAUUCAUGCCCAUGCUCCCUAUGAUGGUCCGACGCAACGACAAUUAGCAGCAAGGCAGUCCCUGGCCAAAGAACUGCCUAGAUUUUCCGGCGACCCCGCAGAAUGGCCAAUCUUUAUCUCGAAAUACCGCUACACUACAGAAGCCUGCGGCUUUUCGGAAGGAGAAAACAUGCUUCGUCUUCAGAGAUGCCUAACAGGUCCGGCGUUGGAGGCGGUGCGAAGUCGGUUGGUUUUACCAGCAGCAGUACCACAAGUAAUGGAAACCCAUCGGAUGCGAUUUGGACGUCCCGAACUGCUGAUCAACGCGCUGCUUCGGAGAGUGCGCGAUAUUCCGGCCCCAAAAUCGGAUCGACUAGAUCAACUUAUUGACUUCGGGAUGGCAGUGCAAGCGUUAAGCGAUCAUAUUGAAGCUGCGAAUGAACGCGCUCACCUAUCGAAUCCUGCACUAUUGCAGGAACUCGUCACAAAACUCCCAGCCGACCAACCCUUCGAAUCGGAGGUAAAGCGAUCGAACCCUCGCGAUCGCCCUAAAGGCAAAGGAUUUGUUAACUCCCAUGCAGUCGAAACACCAAGGUCUGGGGAGUCAACUCGUGAACCACAAGACCCGUCUAAACACUUUGAUUGCACCCACUGUAACAAGAGUGGACACCGAUUGAGGGAUUGUGCUGCAUUCAAACAGUUGCAUGUGGACGAUCGUUGGCGACGGAUUCGGUCGCUGGGUCUGUGUCAGAAUUGUUUAUUCAAUCAUGGACGUCGAGCUUGUCGAGGUCGGAAACCUUGCAACAUUGAAGACUGCCAGUUUCGUCAUCAUCCGCUUCUACAUUCCACUAGAACACUAUCGAAGUCGCUGACAAGCGGAGUAGGAGAACAUCACACUCAUCGUCACUCUUCUUCCUCGACGUUAUUUCGAAUCAUCCCAGUUACUCUUCACGGAAUUCUCGGCUCGAUUGACACGUACGCAUUUCUCGAUGAAGGUUCUGACCUGACACUGGUGGAAAGCGACCUGGCGAUAUCACUAGGAGUGAAAGGAACACCGCGACCGUUGUGUCUCCGAUGGACCGGAAAUACAUCCCGUAUCGAAAAAGGGUCGCAACAGAUCACGUUUGAGAUUUCUGGAAUUGGACAAUGCAAGCGGCAUAGGCUACUGAACGCACGUACCGUAGACAAUCUAGGCCUACCAAGCCAGAGCUUCUGCAUGGAGGAAGCUGUUAAGAUGCACAAACACCUAAACGGCAUCCCGCUUUCCAGCUACCAGAAUGCCGUACCUAAAAUUCUCAUCGGCGUGGAUAAUCUACGUCUAGCGUUGCCGCUGAAAGUGCAGGAAGGCGACGGGAUGGCUCCCGUGGCGGUGAAAACCAGACUAGGUUGGUGCGUAUACGGCCCUCGAGGACGCAAAAAUUUAGGCUAUAACUUUCACAUUUGUGAAUGUUCCUGUGAUGAGACCCUUCAUGGCGCAGUGAAAGACUUCUUCGCAAUCGAAUCAGUUGGAGCAGAAUCGGUGAUUAUCCCACGAACAAACGAGGAUAUGGACUAUGGAAGCAACUACUCGGUACAAGAAUGGACGCUUUGA